AUGGAUACUCUAAUAGCUUUAGAAGUGAAGCUUAGUCCUGAUAUGGGUCCUAAAACUGAGAUAGCCAAAAGGAAAAUAGAAAGAGUUUCAUAUGCCAGUACAGUCGGAAGUUUGAUGUACGCAGUGAUGUGUACAAGACCAAAUAUCUGUUAUGCCGCAGGACUUGUGAGUCACUACCAAUCCAACCUCAGAGAAGGACAUUGGAAGGUUGUAAAGAGGAUCUUAAGAUACUUAAAGUGUAUUAUUGACUAUGGACUAUGUUAUCAAGGGAGUAAUUUACGCCUGACAGGAUACUCCAAUGCGGAUUUUGGCGGGGAUAAAGAUGAACGAAGAUCAACUUUAGGCUAUACUUUCUUGCCAAACAAUGGGGCCAUUUGUUAG
This is a messenger RNA of Prosopis cineraria, 381 nucleotides long. Its product is annotated as secreted RxLR effector protein 161-like. The transcript has a single exon. NCBI's taxonomy places the organism in Eukaryota, Viridiplantae, Streptophyta, Magnoliopsida, Fabales, Fabaceae. The record is from RefSeq and is a predicted model, not a curated record. Bases 1 to 381 code for a protein of 126 amino acids.